AUGGUUGCCGCAACGACAUCCCCCGAGACGCCGGUUAACGGCGUCGCGCACACCAAGAACGGCAUCGUCGUCGUUAAGGAGGUAGAGACCAAAUCCGCGCCCGCCGAGACCCUCGCGGCGCCGCACCCGAACCCCUCGCUGGUCGUCACCGCCGACCACCGUCUCAAGGCGGAAGAGGCGCCCGUUUUGGCGCCCAAGAAGGGCGAGGUUCUGGUCCACGUCAAGGCGACUGGUGUUUGCGGAUCCGACAUCCACUUCUGGAAGACCGGCAAGAUCGGUACUCUUGUUUUCGAGGGCGACUGCAUCAUCGGCCACGAGGCCGCUGGUAUCGUCAUCCGCUGCGGCGAGGGUGUCAAGAACCUCAAGCCCGGCGACCGCGUUGCCAUCGAGCCCGGCGUGCCAUGCGGCGAGUGCUUCCUCUGCACCGAGGGCCGUUACAACCUCUGCGAAGAUGUUCAGUUUGCGGGCGUCUACCCUUACCACGGCACCAUCCAGCGGUACAAGUGCCACCCCGCCAAGUGGCUUCACAACUCCUCACGACGGCCAUACUUACAAGCGAAAAGGCUCCCAGACAACAUGUCCUAUGCCGAAGGCGCCCUUCUCGAGCCUCUCAGCGUUGCGAUGCACGGUAUCCGCACCGCCGGCCUGGCCCUCGGCGUCGGCGCCGUCAUCUGCGGUGCUGGUCCCAUCGGUCUGAUCACACUCGCAGCCGCCCGCGCCUCGGGCGCCCACCCGCUCGUCAUCACCGAUAUUGAGCCCUCGCGUCUCGAGUUCGCCAAGAGGCUGGUGCCCAGCGCCAUCACCUACCGCGUCGACCCAUCUCUCGGCAACGAGGGCAACGGAAAGGCCAUCCGCAAGCUGUUCGGCGAUGACGAAUACAGCGCCCCCAGAACGGUUCUCGAGUGCACGGGUGUAGAGAGCAGUAUUUGCACUGCGGCGUUCACUGCCCGUCGCGGUGGCACUGUCAUGGUCAUUGGUGUCGGAAGGGAGAUCAUGAACAACCUCCCCUUCAUGCACCUUUCUCUUGCCGAGAUCAAGCUCGAGUUCAUCAACCGAUACCGCGACACAUGGCCCGCCGGCAUCGCCUGCAUCAGCAGCGGCAUCCUCGACCUCAAGAGCCUCAUCUCCCACACCUUCCCUCUCGAGCAGGCCGUCGACGCGCUCACGCUCGCCUCCGACUACAGGAACGGCAGCAUCAAGGUGCAGAUUGUGGACGAGAUCGACUCGGAGGUCUUUUAG
Colletotrichum truncatum is the source of this 1239-nucleotide messenger RNA. Its product is annotated as sorbitol dehydrogenase. Lineage: Eukaryota; Fungi; Ascomycota; Sordariomycetes; Glomerellales; Glomerellaceae. The record is from RefSeq and is a predicted model, not a curated record. Gene Ontology annotation, molecular function: zinc ion binding; L-iditol 2-dehydrogenase (NAD+) activity. Gene Ontology annotation, biological process: D-sorbitol catabolic process.